CGACACCACGUGCAAAGUACCUUGAUACGUCCUAGCGUACUCUGCAAGGUACUCGACUUGUAUAGCGUCUACGGUCGCGAGACAUGUGCGCGCGACACGGAGGCACUUCAUUGCACCUUGCAGUUCAUACGCGACCAAAGAACUAGCAAACCGACGUACCUCUCUGCACGGCAGCCUGUCUACAAGCCUCGUCAAAGGUUGUCUUUCAUUUUCCAACUUCCUCCAAGACACCACCGUAACAUUAUGGUCCGUAUCGUGUUGCCACUCAGUGCGCUUCUCAGUCUCUCCAUGGCCGAGUCAUUCAAGGGCAAAGCCACGCUGUAUGGCCCUGCUGACGGCGUUGACGUCUUCAGCGGCAACUGCGGCCUCAUGGACGCCCUCCCGACCGCGCGCCAAUUCCAAGUCGCCAUGAACCUCGACCAGUACCAACAAGGCAUCCACUGCGGCCGCUGCAUCCAAGCCCAGUGCACCGACGCUCGCUGCAAGGACACACCAAAGGUCACCGGCCAAGUCACCAACACGUGUCCGGGCUGUGCCAAGGGCGACCUCACGUUCUCGUAUCCUUUCUUCCAACAGCUCACGGGCGCCACGACCGACUGGUUCCAAAUUGCGUGGGAGUUUGUCGACUGCCCCGUCGCUGGCGGCGUCAAAGUCUGCGCCAAGUCGGGCAGCUCGCCGUACUGGCUCGCGGUGCAGCCGACCAACACGGUCGGCGGUGUCCAGAGCAUGAGUGUGAACGGCAAGCCGGCUCGGUACGCGACCGAGAUCACCAACUAUUACUUCCAGGCCGAGCCAAAGCCGGAGGUGCCGUUGUCCAACACGACGGUGACGAUGACGUCGUUCAAUGGCGAGACGAUCACGGCGACGGUGGCGUUGACAGAGGGCAAGUGCACAGAGAUUCCGCAGCAGUUUGGCAAGCCGGGCACGCCGACGCCGACACCCAGCAACCCGACGCCGACACCCAGCAACCCGACGCCGACGUCCAGCAACCCGACACCGACGCCGACGACGAGUGACCCGACACCGAGCACAUGUGGCGCGCCGGAAGCCAACAUCGACUACUACGGCAACGACGUCGGCAGUCUCAAUGUCGUGGGCCCCCAGGCCGACCAGAUUCGCGUCUGCUGCAGUGCGUGCACCAAGAACGAUCGUUGCAACGCCUUUUCGGUCGCUGGUGAAACGUGCUACCUCAAGUCGUCGGCAGACGGACGCAAGGUGGCGCCCGGCGUCGUGUCAGCGCGCAAGGCAUCGGCGCCGACACCGACACCGGUCACGCGCGCCUGCGGGUCGCCCGAGUGGAACACCGACUUGUUCGGCAACGAUCUCUCCAACUUCAAGGCCUAUGGCGACUUUACAUCCAUGCUAGCGCAGUGCUGCGAUGGCUGCAAGAAGACAGCGUCGUGUGCGGCGUUCACGCUGGCCGACGGCGUCUGCUACCUCAAGAACACCGUCGGCAACCGCCAGGCCACGAGCGGUGCCACGUCCGUGGCCAUGGUCGCAGCCUAAUUUGACUGAAUCGAUACUCUAUUGUGCAUACUUGAUUAAUGCUUUGCGCAUCAAAAGCUAACAAAAUCCGAAACCCCACUUUCCCCAA
Saprolegnia diclina VS20 is the source of this 1594-nucleotide messenger RNA. RefSeq lists its product as hypothetical. NCBI's taxonomy places the organism in Eukaryota, Oomycota, Saprolegniomycetes, Saprolegniales, Saprolegniaceae. The transcript has a single exon. The coding region runs from base 244 to 1506 and encodes 420 amino acids. The record is from RefSeq and is a predicted model, not a curated record.